AUCCAGAGCUUCACUAAAUAGUCACAGAGGUUCAAAUGCACAGCAAAAAGCACUCAAAAUCAUGCAAAAAAGGUAAUGUUGAAUGCAGAUUUGGAUUCCCCAAACUAGCAAUGGACCGCACCAGAAUCACCGUCCCAGUAAUUGACUUUGAUUUGGAAAUUGAUGAUGAAACACCAAAGCAAAGUAAGCCAAAAGGUAGGAGAAAUUCCAAAAAAUCGAGAUCACCAUUUGUCUCAAACCUACAAAGAGAGGCUAAGAAGAAACUGAAAACAAUUAGAGAUUUACUUAAAGAUGAGAAAUCAUCUUUCAGGGAUUUGUCAGAGUUACUCCAGGCUUGUAAUAUGACCAAAGUAGAGUACAAUGGCCAUGUUGAUGCUCUCACUUCUGGAAUGGUGGUAAUGAUGAAACGGGAUCCUAAAGAUAGCUGGGUCAAUGGGUACAACCCCGAUCUCCUUCGUGCAUGGAAUGCUAACAUGGACAUUCAGUAUGUGCUUGAUGAGUACACCUGCAUUGAGUACAUGAUGUCCUACAUAGCCAAGCCAGAGCAUGAAAUGGCGCAGUUCCUCAAGUCUGUUGUUGAUGAUUUAAAGACGGCCAAUGUUAGCCAACGCGAUGAGAUGAAAAAGAUCAUGCAGGCUUAUUCAAAACAGAGAGAGGUUAGUGCUCAAGAAUCCGUUGCGCGCACUUGUAGCCUACCUCUCAAAAAGUCCUCUCGUAGUGUACUUUUUCUUCAAACAGAUGAAGACGGUAUAAAAAUGAGUCUUCCGAUGAGUAAACUCGUAAACAUGUCCCCAGAUGAAGAGAAUGUGUGGAUGAAAGGAUUGCCGGAAAAAUAUCUCAACAGACCAGACACAUUAGAAUUCGAACACAUGUGCCUGGCAGAAUUUGCAUCAGAAUACCGGGUUCUAUAUGGUAGGCAAAUUGAAGGGCCAAAUGCAAUUGCCCUCCUUAAUGAUGCAGGAUACAUCCAGAAAAGAACUAUCGGCAAACCUGCAGUUAUUAGAUUUACUCGUUUCUCUGAGAAAAAAACACCCGAAAAGUUUUACAGACGGCUUCUGAAGUUGUAUUUUCCUCACAGACGAGAUGAGGACCUAAAAAAUGAGGAAUGCACAACCUACGAAGGCUUUUACAACAACGGUUUUCGUGGUAGAUAUCGGGUUAAACAGUAUGUGGAUUUCAAUUGCAAAAGGUAUGAAGGGCAAGGUAAGAAAAUUGAUAAGAUUAUGGAAGAUCUGAAUAAGCAAGGACCGGUUCGUAAUGCGUGGAACACUUUUGCACCCGAGGUUGAGGUAGACAGUUUAGAAUGCGCUGCUGAGCGACCACCAUUGCAAGAAGAUGAAGAGCAAGACCCUAUUCCAGAUUAUGAAAUUGAUGUCAGCACUGUAGACAUGCCAAAAAUUGAAGCUCCUAAACUGAGCCCUGAUUUCAUCAGACAAAUGUACAGGAGUUUAAAUGAGACUCAAGCGUCCGUGUUUUACGCCAUUCGCGAUUGGUGUCUGAAGCGCGUCUGGGGUGAGAAACCAGAACCAUUCUUUUAUUUCUUGACGGGAGGAGCUGGCUGUGGUAAAUCUCAUGUCAUCAAAUGUGUUUACCAGGAGGCAACCAAGCUCUUGCGCCAGCUUCCGAGAAUUCUCGAUAUUGGUGACAUGUCCAAGCCUACUGUGCUCCUCACAGCUUUUACUGGUACUGCAGCGUACAACAUAUCAGGGAAGACUUUACAUUCCAUCUUGAAGCUACCCAAAAGUUUAAAACCACCAUACAAGGGACUUGGAAAUUCAUUGGAUGAAGUGAGGGCAGUUCUUUCUAAUGUAGAAAUCUUAAUCAUCGAUGAAAUCUCCAUGGUCUCCAAAGACCUACUUGCAUAUGUUCACUGGAGAUUUCAACAAAUCAAGGGGAACAACAGGUUCAUGGGUGGGGUCUCUGUUUUGGCUGUGGGGGACUUCUUCCAACUUCCUCCUCUUGGACGAUCAAAACCGCUUUGUGUCGCCGAGGAUGGCGUGCUUGAUAUCUGGAAUGAGAAUUUCCAGAUGAUCAGCCUGACAGAAAUCAUGCGGCAGAAAGAUGACCGAGCGUUUGCAGAGCUCCUGAACAGGAUUCGAGUUAAAGGUAAAGCCGAUUCGCUUAGUAAGGAUGACAAGACUCUUUUGAUCCAAGCUGUUACUGACUCAAAAGAGUGUCCAAUGGAUGUUCUGCACAUUUUUGCAACAAACAAACAGGUGGACACCCAUAAUGCAGCAGUUGUGACCUCUUUAGGUGCAGUAACAGUUGACAUCGAGGCAGAGGACUACAAAAGGGUUACAAAGACAGGAAACAUGAUUAAUCUGGGCUGUUGCAUAGCGGGCAACAAACGAGACUUGUCUAACAAGAUACAGGCUGGUUUGGGUUUUAGGGUAAUGAUUAUAAGAAACUUGGAUGUAGAGGAUGGUCUUGUUAAUGGAACAUUUGGGACCAUUGCGGAUAUUGUCACCAGUACGAAAGAUGGAAAGAAUAGUGUAAAGUUAAUUGGACUCAAACUGGACAAUCCCCUCGCUGGACACACAAAAAAGAUUCAGGGUAAACCAGACAGCUUUGUUUACAUUGAGAGAUUUGAGGAACAGAGUAGCGUAAAGGGAGUGGUACGACGGCAAUUUCCAAUCAGGUUAGCCUUUGGGUGUACGGCACACAAAGUCCAAGGGAUGACCAUGAAGUCUGCGGUUAUUUCUUUGAAGCGUAUUUUUGAACCGGGAAUGGCAUAUGUGGCACUCAGUCGCACAACUUCCCUGGAAGGACUUAAAAUCAUUGAUUUUGAUGAAAGUAAGAUCUACGCUGACAAAAACAUCAGAGCAGCUAUGGAAUCAAUGAGAUCAGCAUCGUUUUUGCAUAUCAGACCACUCUUGCAUUUUCAGUCUGGUCAUCAAGGUGCAACAUUAACAAUUGUCCACCACAAUGUCGAAGGUCUUGUCUGUCACUCUGAGGACAUGAAACAACAUCAUGAACUUAUGCUGGCAGAUGUCUUAUGCCUAACGGAGACUCAUUUAUUUGGAUCUUCUGUUCCAGCUUCUUGCCAAAUGGAGGGCUAUUCUUUCUUUUCACGGAACAGACAUGUCUCCUACUCAAACAGAGUCGACAUUGCUACCAAAGAGGGUGGGGGAGUAGCGACUUACUGCCGGAGUCUUCUCCAACCGCAGGAACGUAGAUUCUUCAACCAGGUUACAGAUAUUGAAUUCAACGUUGUGAAAGUGGAAACCCCAAUCAGAGCACUGAUUGCGACAGUUUACAGGCCACCAAGUUAUGAUCUUGGAACAUUUUUAAGAAAUCUGCAGAACCUCUUGGAUGGCCUGAAUUCAAUGGAUAUUCGGCCCGUUGUCAUAUUAGGAGACUUCAAUGAGGACCUUAUUCCUCCUGGGAAAAAAGCCAUCAAUGAGUUGUUUAGAGCAAAAGGCUUUAUGCAACUCAUCUCUGAUGCAACCACAGAAAAACGUACCCUCCUUGAUCACAUUUACAUCUCCAAUCCAGAAUACUGUAUCCAAUCAGGUGUCUUGCAGGCUUACUACAGCUACCACAAUCCUAUAUACUGUGUGUUAGCUUCAGUAUAAACUGCAUCUACAGUGGCUUCCAAAAAUAGUUAUGUUCCUUGAAAUUUUCCUAAUCAUAAGGGGUAUUUUUCUUGAUCUUUUAUAUUAAAUUCCGAUGAAAUAUAUUUGUGGUUGUAAUGUAACAAUAUGGAACAGUUCAAGGAGUAUGAUUACUUUGUAAGCACUGUAAAUCUUAAUCCUGAAUUCAUGACAGGAUAUUAUUUUUGGAGAACAUGUAAAGAUCUUGCAUCAUUUUAUGUGACUGUGGGUUUUUUUGUAUAUGCAGCAAUCAGAAAGCAGUGUGGGUUGUUUUUCUCUAUCAUUGUUGCAGAGGGUUUGAUAUAUAUUUAUUCAUUGUACACAUUUGUGAAUUAUAGUGUAGCUUGUGGAUUUUGUUGUAGGAAUAAAAAUAUUCUUGUACAGUUUGCAAAUCUUUUCAAUACUUAUUUAGUUCCGUAGAAAGGAGGCUUCAUAACCAGGGUUUGUAUGUGCCCAUGAAACUUUGUUUGAGGUUUGGGAAUACGAAAGUGGCUGAUCUUGAAACACUUAUCGGUUCUCUGUCAGAGUAGUUGCUGGAAAUAUUGGACCAGGAAGCGGUAGAUUAAACAAUCAGUUACUAAACGUAUAUUCUGUUCUAUUUUGAAAUAAAAAUUAUUUCAAAUUGGUCUUCAAUCUGGCCCUGAGCAUUUUCCUCAUUUUUCUAAUGCAGUUAGAGUAACUGUUACCCUUCGAAUAACUUAAUUUUUUGCAAAACUCUUUUUUUAUUCUUCACAAUUUGCGUCAUUCAAUUAAAGCUCUCCUUGUUUCAUCUCUCCCCAAUCAUACUGCACUUUUUACUGCUGCAGCCCCCUAGGGGUUACUUCACUAGAAGGACAAAAGUUCAACUCACUUUUGUCCUGUUGGACUCCCUCCACAUACUGAGAAUUUGUGUUGUUUUGAUGGAAUUAACCUCUUUCCUCCCAGUUUUAGUCUGUUUUUGCAGGUUGUUCCACACAAACAAUCCUUGGAGGCUGCCAAGAAGAGAGAGAGGAAACGAGACCUGGAGGUUUGGCGCAUGAGAGUUAGCAAAUUGCAGGACAACCCUUGCCUAGCUCAUGGACUUGGUCCCACACCCAAUCUGAGGAGAAGAUGGAGUUCCUGUUUCUUUAGAUAGUCUGUGAUGUGUCACACCAGAUUGGAUGCCUAAGAAGAAGUUGGGAAAAAUCAAAAAGCUUUGGAGAAGCGAUUCUUUUUUGUUGUUGUUAUUCUUUAUAGUUGUAAAUAGUUUUUGAUGUAUGUAUAUAUUUAAGAUGGUUUCAUUUAUUGUAUAGAGACUGCAAUAUGUUACAUUAGAUUAAUUUAAAAUAUGUUUUCAUGUAUGUAUAUAGUUAUAAAGGUUUCACAUUUAUAACAAGUGGAUCAUCGUGGCAAAGCCAUAAUGUUUCACUUGUGACAGUAAAUCUGUCGGGCCUCACCUUGACACUCAGGAAACAACCCUGAGUGCCACACGGCCGGACAGGACACAUGUAAAAUAAAAAA
Messenger RNA from Xiphophorus hellerii (green swordtail), 5072 nucleotides. RefSeq lists its product as uncharacterized. The transcript is spliced from 3 exons. Gene Ontology annotation, biological process: telomere maintenance; DNA repair. The record is from RefSeq and is a predicted model, not a curated record. Lineage: Eukaryota; Metazoa; Chordata; Actinopteri; Cyprinodontiformes; Poeciliidae. Bases 36 to 3575 code for a protein of 1179 amino acids. Gene Ontology annotation, molecular function: DNA helicase activity.